AGGGCUGCAAUUUGGCCCGAGCUGCGUGGCGCUUCGGGAUCGAUAGGUCCAGAUCCUUCCGAAGACAUUGCAUAGCGUCCGAGUCGACCAUGCUGGGUGCUGCCGAGAUGACGCAGCAAGAGAUUCUGCCUUCCUUCAUCAUUCGCAGUUGCCUCGCCACGGUCUUCUGUGCUCUGACUGCGCAUGUAUGGCUCUGCUGGGACGACUUGGCAACGUCGCUCGCCCCACUGAAAAUAGUGAUCCAGAAGCUUGCAGCACCAGCUGGUCUUUGCACAUCUUUCGAAAGCAAACUGUGUUCGGAGUUCGAGAAGGCUCGGAAGGCCCGAGGCCGAUUUUUCAUCGAAGUGUUGCAAGUGCCAUUGACGAGUCUACAAUUGUUGCUUCUGUGUUUCAGGAGUGCUGCCCAUAAGCAUGACUGGGGGUUUGCUAUAAUGGCACUGUUUUUGUUGGUGCGUUAUGCUGCCUGCUUAUACUACAGCUACUGCAUCAAAGUAUACCGCAUCCCCGCCGUGGACAUGUCAAUCGUGUUCAAAUGUUCGAUGCUCCUAAUGGUUUUGAUUGUGUGGAACGCGGAAACCGACGAGUUUCUCAUGAACGGCGGUUGGCGUUGCGGGAUGCGAGUGUUCAACGCGAUCUUAUUGCUUGAUUGCAGGGCAGCGCUGAAGUGGAAUGCAUGUUACUCUGUAGUGGUGUUCUUCUUGAUCUGGGAAAGACGCGAGAGUCUGUGCACCGCUGGGCAGUCUCCCACGGAAGCCGUCGUCGGCCAUUGUUGGGCUGAGUUUUGCACGUUCGUUUGUGUCGUCGCAGUUCCAUUUUUCCUUGAGUCGUGCGAGCAAGACCGAAUCAAAGCAUCUCUCGAGUCCAGCCAGUCUGCCAAGGCGUACCAGGCAAUUCAAAGAAUGCUCAAUAUAUUCUGCGACGCCCAGCUGCGCAUCUGCCAUCAGUCUAACAUCAUCGCCCACUCCCCACACUUGGUACACUUGAUGGGCACGGGAGAUCGGGAGGGAGAGAUGAGGACCACGCUGACGGGCGUCUGCUUCCUUAGAUACAUAGAAGAGCCCGACCGCCAGCGCUUCCAGGACUUCAUCUCGGCAGCGGCGGUGCCGCCGCCCGGAGACGCCUCGCCCCGUCGUGCGGCCACGCCGCCGGGCGAAGGCCCCCGCGCGGAGGGCUGCGCCGUGGGCCCCGCCACGUCCAUCCAGGUGUCCCUGCGCAAGGAUUCCGUCGGGCGUGCCCCAAGGAGAGUUAAAGGAGAGGUUUGGGAGAGUCAAAGGAAUGGUCUGGGGACGAUUUGGGGCUGUUUUGGGGCAUUGGGAGGGUGUUUCUGGAGGGCAUUGGGAUUCCGAGGGGGGAGCGCACCCCACCCCCGUGCAGCUGUUCCUGAUCCACAUCCCCGGCGAGAGCGACGCCCCCGAGUUCCUGAUGGCGGAGGAGAGAAGCGCUGCCGCGCGAGUCGUG
Prorocentrum cordatum is the source of this 1458-nucleotide messenger RNA. NCBI's taxonomy places the organism in Eukaryota, Dinophyceae, Prorocentrales, Prorocentraceae. The record is from the annotation of a GenBank genome assembly.